AUGGACGAAGUCACCUUUAAAAGUGACACUGUUCUGUCUGAUGUGCACCUGCUGUUGCCAAACUCUUCCCAUCUCAUGAAGAGACUCAAUGGUGUUGGACAACCAGUCUUCAUUUCCAAGUUCAGGAUUCUGCAGAAUUGCGAUGAGAAGGAUUCAAGCGUGGGUUCUCCCAUCCAUGAGCAUGAGCGUGAGGGAGCCGAUGUCUCAGAUGUUCCUCGGGAUGAAGAUGGAGAUCUAGAUGUGGUGAGAAGGCCUAGAAAUGGCACCUGCCACAGGGAUGCGGUGUGUCCUGUUAUUCUCAGCCAAUCCGCCACGACACUGAGUGACCAAGAUGAAGAUUCGGAGGAGGGGGACGAGCACACCAUGGCGACGCCUCUGGAGGAUGUUGGGAAACAGAUCUGGCGUGGUGCUUUCCUAUUGGCCGAUUUCAUCCUGUCACAAGUGAACCUGUUCAAAGGAGCAACUGUCCUUGAGCUUGGAGCAGGAACAGGAUUGACUAGCAUUGUCACGGCAAUGGCGGCCAAAACAGUGUACUGCACAGAUGUUGGUGUGGACCUCCUGAGCAUGUGCCAGAGAAAUGUGAAUUUGAACAAGCAGCACUUUGAACCCCAAGAUCCAGACUCAGAGUUCUGCUGGACUGAGGCAGAGAUAGCAGACCUGCAUGACAAUACGGCUUUUGUGAUCGCAGCAGAUGUGUGUUAUGAUGAUGAUCUUACGGACGGCCUGUUUAGAACGCUAUACAGAAUUACCAGCAACUUACGGUGUCCCAGCAUAACCUACCUCUCCCUAGAAAAGAGACUGAACUUCACACUGCGACACAUGGAUGUGUCUUGUGAGGCAUAUGAUCACUUCCGUCACUGCCUAGACCAGUUAGAGCAGAUGACAGAUGGAAAGAAUACAUUUACGGUGGAAGCGGUGAAGAGCUCUUUCCCUCAGUUCUUUCAGUAUGAGAGAGUGGAACAGCUGGAACUGUGGAAGGUGACUGCUGAACGACUUUAA
Messenger RNA from Triplophysa rosa, 999 nucleotides. It is a transcript of the gene mettl22, whose product is annotated as methyltransferase 22, Kin17 lysine. Bases 1 to 999 code for a protein of 332 amino acids. The record is from RefSeq and is a predicted model, not a curated record. Gene Ontology annotation, cellular component: nucleus. Gene Ontology annotation, molecular function: protein methyltransferase activity. Gene Ontology annotation, biological process: protein methylation. Lineage: Eukaryota; Metazoa; Chordata; Actinopteri; Cypriniformes; Nemacheilidae. The transcript has 9 exons.